This is a messenger RNA of Cercopithifilaria johnstoni, 1275 nucleotides long. Lineage: Eukaryota; Metazoa; Nematoda; Chromadorea; Rhabditida; Onchocercidae. The record is from the annotation of a GenBank genome assembly.
AUGAUUUUCGAUGGGGCAGCAGAAGAAUUCAAUCCUGAUGAUAUCAAUUCGAUAAGGAGUGAAUCUGAAGAUUUCCAUACCGAUGCUGUAUUUGGAAAUGGUGACAGAGUAGAGACUACACUGUCCUCAAAUGGUGUUUUGAAGCUUUUGACAACGGCAGAAGGGAAUGAACAUAAUAAAGAAGGACAAGUUGACAAUGAAAUUAAAGAUGUUAUCAAAAAUGGUGAUAGCGGUGAGAUAUUUGCAAGUGAUGGUGUUUUUUUACAUGAGCGAAAUGCAUAUCCAUUAAAACAGAAUUGGCAGGAAAAAUUACUGCCGCACCAUGAGAAGAAGGUUGAAAAAUCCAUCAAUUUCGACCAAAAGGACAAAGGGUUUCCAGUUAUGCUUGGUCAAACUAUAUCUGAAAAAUGGGCCAAAAAAUCAUCACGGCAAUCAACAUCGGAAAAGAGAAUUAAAGAUAAUGAGGAAAAAUCAGCGACAGAUGACUAUUUAUUAUCGGAUAAGUUCCUCGAAACAGAUGAAGAUGUGGUAUUCGUUUCAACGCAAAAUACUGCGAUUACCACGAUGCCUUUAUCCAGGGAAUCGGCACCGCUAUAUUGGGUUAUCCAAGAUCCAAGACUGACGAAAGGAAGACGCAUGGAACUUCGAAAGAAGAAUAAACACGAAAAUAACUUGGACCAUAGAGCAGUGACGACAGUUACGACAACUGAGCCUCGUCUCAAAGUACACAUCGAUCGUCGCUUUGAGCUACCGUUGAUUGAGGAUAAAACGGUCGUAUUUUCGGUUGCAAACAACGCAAAGAUAACGGAAUAUCAGUGGAUUGCUUUACGUGAUCACUGUGCUCAGAGAACGAUCCCACUGUUAUCGCUAAAAGGAAUUGAUCCACCGCAUGAAGAGAAAAUUGGUGCACUUUUGGGUCAGUCUCAUAACGUUACAUCACAUCGUAUACAAAUUUUGAAUUGCAAUACAAUUUUCAUACCAGGUUUUGUAUUCAACCAAGGAAACGAUCCACCAGAAACAUAUUUCUACGUUGGUAUUGGACAUUUUCCUGACAGGAUUGAAAAACAAGUGCGCGCCUACGUUGUUGGGCAACCACCUGAUCAACCAUUAAGGAAUUAUGAAGGUGAAAAUGUGAUGAUACGUUUACCGAAAACAUACCGUACAUUUGAUAUUGACUUCAUUUCGAUAUUCAAUGAAAUAGAAGGACGAUCGUAUGGACACGUUAUUAUGCCAAGUUUACUUGUGCCACCGUGUAAUGAUUAUGAUGUUAUCUAA